Gadus chalcogrammus (walleye pollock) is the source of this 2478-nucleotide messenger RNA. It is a transcript of the gene galnt1, whose product is annotated as UDP-N-acetyl-alpha-D-galactosamine:polypeptide N-acetylgalactosaminyltransferase 1. Lineage: Eukaryota; Metazoa; Chordata; Actinopteri; Gadiformes; Gadidae. Bases 564 to 2237 code for a protein of 557 amino acids. Gene Ontology annotation, cellular component: Golgi apparatus. The transcript has 13 exons. The record is from RefSeq and is a predicted model, not a curated record.
UGCUGCUGCCUCUGGCUGCGGUGCACAUCAGCAGCUCGGACCCAUCACUGGCGCGCCGCACAGCGGGCUUCUUCAUCUCGCCGAGGUCGUCCGCUAGGCGCAAUUACAACGAAUUAUAACGUGAACGCAGAUAUAAAUCACGGUAUUCGCUCUACCGCUUAAACGAAGGCGUUUUCUGACAACAUGUUAGGACAAAAGAAGACAUCGCUCUUCCAACCUCCAGCCUUCAUACCGUCCCAGGAUUAAUCUUUGAGCUUGAGCUCCAUCCGCCAGACCGCCGAGACGUCGACCGAGAAGGGGGCUCUCUUGUCGCCGUUAACCGGCUCUCUUCUCGCCGUUAGCCGGCUCUCAUUUCGCCGUUAGCUGGCUCUCUCUCGCCGUUAGCCGGCUCUCUUCUCGCCGUUAGCUGGCUCUCCUCUUGCCGUUAGCGGGCUAAGCUAGCUAGUGUCCUAGCCGAGAGCUCACAGCAGACACCGUUCCAGGCUGGAGGAACACGCACAUAGCUAGCUUCCUGUCGCUCUCAUCAUCACACAUUGGAUUAAACAACGGCGUGGCAUUCAAGGAUGCGGAGGUUUGCCUACUGUAAGGUGGUGCUGGCCACCUCGCUGGUGUGGGUGAUGCUGGACAUGUUUAUCCUGCUGUACUUCAGUGAGUGCAACAAGUGUGACGACAAGAAGGAGAGAGGCCUGCCGGGGAGAGAGGACACUCUGACCCGGCCCCGGGACGGGCCCGGAGAAGGGGGGAAGCCUGUGGUGAUUUCCAAGGACAACCAGGAGAAGAUGAAGGAGAUGUUUAAGAUCAAUCAGUUCAACCUCAUGGCUUCAGAGAUGAUCGCUCUAAACCGAUCGCUGCCCGACGUCCGUCUGGAAGGGUGCAAGAACAAGUUGUAUCCAGACAAUCUCCCUCGCACCAGCGUGGUGAUCGUGUUCCACAACGAGGCCUGGAGCACGCUGCUGCGCACAGUCCACUCGGUCAUCGACCGCUCGCCACACUCCCUCCUAGAGGAGAUAGUGCUGGUGGACGACGCCAGCGAACGAGACUUCCUGAAGCGUCCCCUAGAGCAGUAUGUGAGGAGGCUGGAGGUUCGCGUCAGUGUGAUAAGGAUGGAGCAGAGGUCUGGGCUCAUACGGGCUCGCCUCAAAGGAGCAUCUAUCUCCACCGGCCAGGUCAUCACCUUCCUGGAUGCCCACUGUGAAUGCACCACAGGUUGGCUAGAGCCUUUGCUAGCACGCAUCAAAAUAGACAAGCGGACGGUGGUGUGUCCCAUCAUCGACGUGAUCAGCGACGAUACGUUUGAAUACAUGGCGGGCUCCGACAUGACCUACGGCGGCUUCAACUGGAAGCUCAACUUCCGCUGGUACCCCGUCCCGCAGAGGGAGAUGGACCGCCGCAAGGGAGACCGCACGCUGCCCGUCAGGACCCCCACCAUGGCGGGGGGCUUGUUCUCCAUAGACAGAGACUACUUCCAGGAGAUCGGCACCUAUGAUGCUGGCAUGGAUAUCUGGGGAGGAGAGAACCUGGAGAUCUCCUUCCGGAUCUGGCAGUGCGGUGGAACCCUGGAGAUCGUCACAUGUUCUCACGUGGGUCAUGUGUUCCGCAAGGCCACGCCCUACACCUUCCCCGGGGGCACGGGUCAGAUCAUCAACAAGAACAAUCGCCGCCUGGCCGAGGUGUGGAUGGACGAGUUCAAGAACUUCUUCUACAUCAUCUCUCCUGGCGUGACCAAAGUAGACUACGGUGACAUCACGUCUCGGUCGGCUCUGAGACAGAAGCUUCAAUGUAAACCCUUCAGCUGGUACCUGGAGAACGUCUACCCGGACUCUCAGAUUCCCCGCCACUACUACUCCCUGGGAGAGAUCCGUAACGUGGAGACCAAUCAGUGCCUGGACAACAUGGCCCGCAAGGAGAACGAGAAGGUCGGGAUCUUCAACUGCCACGGCAUGGGAGGCAACCAGGUCUUCUCUUACACGGCCAAUAAGGAGAUCAGGACAGAUGACCUGUGUCUGGACGUGUCCAAACUCAACGGGCCGGUCAUGAUGCUCAAGUGUCACCAUCUGAAAGGAAACCAGCUCUGGGAGUACGACCCUGUGAAGCUGACCCUGGUGCACGUGAACAGUAACCAGUGUCUGGACAAGGCCAACGAGGACGACAGCCAGGUGCCCAGCGUCAAGGACUGCUCGCACGGCCGCGCCCAGCAGUGGCUGCUGCGCAAUGUCACGCUCCCGGAGAUCUUCUGAACACCUUCCCCGCACGCACGCACACACACACACACACACACACACACACACACACACACACACACACACACACACACACACACACACACACACACACACACACACACACACACACACACACACACACACACACACACACACACACACACACACACACACACACAGAAGCCCGAAGCGAGUGGGGCAGCCACCCAGCGGAGUCAGGAGCCAGGAGGACAAACGGGACGGUACUACCUCUGGA